Cyphellophora europaea CBS 101466 is the source of this 528-nucleotide messenger RNA. RefSeq lists its product as uncharacterized. Bases 1 to 528 code for a protein of 175 amino acids. NCBI's taxonomy places the organism in Eukaryota, Fungi, Ascomycota, Eurotiomycetes, Chaetothyriales, Cyphellophoraceae. The record is from RefSeq and is a predicted model, not a curated record. The transcript has a single exon.
AUGUCUCAUGAAUUCGUCCAAUUCGUUGCAGAAGACACCGUCACUGGUGAGCGAAGGCGACUCAUUGCGGACAGACAGGAGACGGGGGAUUGGGUCUCGAUUACACCCAACCCCAACGACCCGAUCGAGAUGAGCACCACCUUUGCUGGUCUAGGGUCUGGCUCGUGGUCGAAGUCGACGCCGUACAAGGACCGGCACACGCUGCCCUUACCUUUGGUCUCACUGGUCUUUCAACACAGCAAUUCCGAGACGGAUCCGCGGCCCACUUUGAGAUCCAUCGCGGAGCUGAUUGCAGACGUGAGCAGCAGGUGCCAGGAGUAUAAUCCGCUGCGUGAACACUGUUGGUGGUUCUCCGAGGCGGUCAUCGAAGGAGCCCAGGAAAGGUACGAAACCGGCGUUUUGAAAGAGUGGGAUUGGGCCAAGUAUCGGUACAGCUUUGUGGUCUGCAAUAAGUGGAUACGGCGCAAAGUCCUUGAGAAGGCUGCACGACUGUUCGAGGAGCAGUGUCUCGAGGAGUUCGCCUAUUGA